UUCGGCACUUGCUCUCUCCAUCCAUAAGGAUCAUUUCGCUCUAUUUAUUUUAUUUUAUAUAUCUCACAAGAGAACUAAUCGUCAACUUUCAACGUAAUCACUCCAGUCCCGUCGAGCGUUCAUCAUGUCCUGGUUGCAUUCCAAGAAACAUAAGGAGAAGGAGAAGGAGAAGGAGAGAGAAAAGGAAAAAGAAAAGGAAGCUGCCUUGUCCGCCACUUUCAACUCGUCGCUACAGAUAAGCCCCUCGCCCACAGCAUCCUCUGCCUCGGCAACGUCCCCACCAAAAUCGAACGGCCACUCUCAGACAGCUUCCACUUCCUCAACGCACUCAAUCACCCCACCUGGGUCUGGUCACUUGCCAUCAAUUUCAGGACAGUCGCAACAGAAUGGCUCCUCUAGCGCGAAGGCCGAAGGAGGCGCAUCCAAAAAUGGGUUCUUAGUCAUCCGAGUUGUUGAAGCACGAGGCUUGACGCUGCCUCCUGGUUCUAAUAGCCAACCAUUCGUUCCAAAGCAACAACCUGUCGCCACAGCCAGUAACAGAGAAUCACUCCAACGCAAGUGGUGGCUGCCAUAUGCUGUGCUGGAAUUCGACAAGAACGAAGUUCUGAUUGACGCAUUGGGUGGCGAAUUGGCUAACCCUGUCUGGCAAUACAGAGCUCAUUUUGAUGUCUCAAGAGUUUCGGACAUCCAGUUGUCGCUCUAUAUUCGCAUUCCUAGUCCCAAGGCAAUGGCAGCUUUGGAUAAGACUGGCAACAUCACGGAGAACGAUAGUGAGGAUGUAUUUUUAGGAAAUGUCAAGCUUGAACCCCGUUGGGACGAACAGAUGCAAGAUGAGUGGUUCACUCUUCAAGGAGGUACAGGCAAAGUGCGUGUGCAAGUGGCCUUCAAAAGAAGUGCAAACACGCCAUUGACAAUAGAUGCAUUCGAUUUGCUGAAGGUCAUCGGAAAAGGCAGUUUUGGCAAGGUCAUGCAAGUACGGAAGCGCGAUACAUCCCGUAUCUAUGCCAUGAAGAUUAUCCGCAAGGCACAUAUCAUCUCACGCAGUGAAGUCAACCACACGUUGGCAGAACGAACAGUCUUGGCUCAGAUCAACAACCCUUUCAUUGUCCCUCUUAAAUUUUCUUUCCAGUCGCCGGAGAAACUGUAUCUUGUUCUUGCAUUUGUCAACGGCGGAGAACUGUUCCAUCAUCUGCAACGUGAGGGCCGAUUCAGUGAAGAGCGGUCUCGAUUUUAUGCUGCAGAACUGAUGUGCGCACUCGAGUGCCUGCAUGGAUUCAAUGUUGUCUACAGAGAUCUCAAGCCAGAAAAUAUCUUGCUGGAUUACACUGGCCAUAUUGCUCUGUGUGACUUUGGUCUCUGCAAGCUUGGCAUGACUGAAACUGAGACUACUAACACGUUCUGUGGCACACCUGAGUAUCUCGCGCCAGAGCUUCUUCUCGGUCAGGGAUAUACCAAGACAGUAGAUUGGUGGACCCUUGGUGUUCUUCUCUACGAGAUGUUGACCGGACUUCCCCCAUUCUACGACGAAAACAUUCAUGAGAUGUACAGAAAGAUUCUACAAGAUGAGCUCCGCUUCCCAGAUGAGGUCGCUCCAGACGCACGUGCGCUCUUGUCUGCACUCUUGACAAGAGAUCCCAAUCAACGUCUGGGUAACAAUGGUUCAAGCGCAAUCAAAUCACAUCCGUUCUUCAAGCCCAUUUCUUUCCCUCUGUUGAUGGCUAAAAAAAUACAACCACCUUUCAAGCCCUCAGUCUCAUCAGCGAUUGAUACAUCCAAUUUUGACGAAGAGUUCACGAGCGAGGAGCCUAUGGAUUCAGUUGUGGAGUCAUCCUUCUUGAGCGAGACUGUCCAACUACAGUUCAAGGGUUUCACCUACAAUCCUGCCAAUGAUGGUGUUCUCGGUGCCAGCAUGGCGAAUCAUAGUGCUCUUGGCUCGUCUGGAGAUCGAAUUAUAAACGGGCGUGCUGGAGGUGUGGGUCAAGGACGAGGCGGUUAUUAAAUUUUUGGACCAAGGCAAUGUGAAUAAAUACAAUAAAUUUU
Lobosporangium transversale is the source of this 2040-nucleotide messenger RNA. Its product is annotated as kinase-like domain-containing protein. Bases 125 to 1999 code for a protein of 624 amino acids. Gene Ontology annotation, biological process: protein phosphorylation. Gene Ontology annotation, molecular function: protein serine/threonine kinase activity; ATP binding. NCBI's taxonomy places the organism in Eukaryota, Fungi, Mortierellomycota, Mortierellomycetes, Mortierellales, Mortierellaceae. The record is from RefSeq and is a predicted model, not a curated record. The transcript is spliced from 6 exons.